This is a messenger RNA of Parnassius apollo (apollo), 1524 nucleotides long. The record is from the annotation of a GenBank genome assembly. Lineage: Eukaryota; Metazoa; Arthropoda; Insecta; Lepidoptera; Papilionidae.
AUGAAGGAGACUGCGGAGGCUUACCUCAACACUUCAGUGAAGAAUGCCGUUAUUACAGUACCCGCUUACUUCAAUGAUUCACAGCGACAGGCCACUAAGGAUGCCGGUCAAAUUGCUGGGCUCAACGUACUGCGUGUAAUCAAUGAACCAACGGCCGCCGCUCUCGCUUACGGACUGGACAAAUCUGAUGAUAAAAUUAUCGCAGUUUACGAUCUGGGAGGUGGCACAUUCGAUAUCUCCGUCCUCGAGAUACAGAAGGGUGUGUUCGAGGUGAAAUCCACUAACGGGGACACAUUGCUUGGUGGAGAGGACUUCGAUAAUGUCAUUGUGAACUUCCUCGUGGACGAGUUUAAACGUGAUCAAGGCAUCGAUAUCCGCAAAGAUGCGAUGGCAAUGCAGAGGCUCAAGGAGGCGGCUGAGAAGGCAAAGAUCGAGCUAUCUGGUUCCCUUCAAACUGACAUCAAUCUACCCUACCUGACUAUGGAUGCUUCAGGACCUAAGCACAUGAACCUUAAGAUGACAAGAUCAAAGCUGGAGUCUCUGGUUGGUGACCUGAUCAAGCGUACAGUUGGCCCCUGUCAGCGAGCUCUCCAAGACGCCGAAGUUCAGAGGUCUGACAUUGGCGAGGUGCUGCUCGUUGGUGGAAUGACCAGAAUGCCCAAGGUGCAACAAACAGUCCAAGAGAUCUUCGGUCGUGCGCCUUCGAAAGCUGUGAACCCCGACGAAGCCGUGGCGGUGGGAGCUGCAAUCCAGGGAGGAGUACUGGCGGGAGACGUCACCGACAUUCUCUUGCUGGACGUAACUCCGCUGUCGCUCGGAAUCGAAACCCUUGGUGGAGUCUUCACCAAGCUUAUCACCAGAAACACCACCAUACCGACCAAGAAGAGUCAAGUGUUCUCGACCGCCGCUGAUGGACAAACACAAGUCGAGAUCAAAGUGCACCAGGGUGAGCGUGAAAUGGCAGCGGACAACAAACUACUCGGACAGUUCUCUUUGGUUGGGAUCCCACCAGCUCCCCGAGGAGUACCACAGAUUGAAGUGACUUUCGACAUUGACGCCAACGGCAUCGUACACGUGUCUGCACGCGACAAGGGAACUGGGAAAGAACAACAGAUUGUUAUCCAGUCAUCAGGCGGUCUAUCCAAGGACGAGAUCGAGAACAUGGUGAAGGCAGCCGAGCAGUUUGCAGCGGCAGACAAGCAGAGAAGAGAACGAGUGGAGGUUGCCAACCAGGCUGAAGGCGUGCUGCACGAUACUGAGACAAAGAUGGACGAGUACAAAGCACAAUUACCACAAGAUGAGUGCGACAAACUACGCGAAGAAAUUGCCAAACUACGUGAUCUGCUUGCCAAGAAGGACUCUGUUGACCCCGAGGAACUGCGCACUGCCACCGGACAACUUCAGCAAGCGAGCUUGAAGCUAUUCGAGCAGGCGUAUAAGAAGAUGGCAGCUGAACGUGAAGGUCAACAACAGCAGCAAACUGAGCAGCCGCAAGAAGAAAAGAAAGAAGAGAAAAAGAACUAA